This is a messenger RNA of Calliphora vicina (urban bluebottle blowfly), 5417 nucleotides long. It is a transcript of the gene loco, whose product is annotated as locomotion defects. Lineage: Eukaryota; Metazoa; Arthropoda; Insecta; Diptera; Calliphoridae. Gene Ontology annotation, biological process: signal transduction; regulation of G protein-coupled receptor signaling pathway. Bases 698 to 5089 code for a protein of 1463 amino acids. The record is from RefSeq and is a predicted model, not a curated record. Gene Ontology annotation, cellular component: plasma membrane; nucleus; cytoplasm. Gene Ontology annotation, molecular function: protein binding; GTPase activator activity. The transcript has a single exon.
AUUUUAUCCAUAGUAGAUUUUAUUAAUGGAAUUGUGUGUGGUUAAAACAAAAAUUAGAAUUAGAGGCGUUGGCAUAUUUUUUCUUCCGUUUUACAUUUUAAAACAAAUAUAAAAUAUAUAAAAACAUAUCAUAAUAUUCAAAAUAAGCUAUAAAGAAUAAAAAUACUGCAAUAAAACCAUCAAAAAGUAAUUAAAAAGUAAAAGUGAUCCUCAAAAAUUACUACGAAUUUUGUUUGAGUUAAAAAAGAACCCUCUUAGAAGAAAAAUUUUUGUUAAGAGAUACAAACUGGAUUAACAGCAUACCAUACAAAAACAACAUCCAUAUAUACAAUAAAACGCAACCACCAUAGUAGUAGACACAGUCAGUCAGCAUUUUUUAAGCUUCUUGUAACCAAAAACAGCGAACUUCUUGUGAGUGUGUAUGUUUGUUUUUCUGCUGUUGUGCUACCUGUGCAAAUGAAAAAUUGUGUACACAGACGGACUAGCAUCAUAGCAAGCAGCAGUACAAAAGAAAAGAGAAAAACUAUUUUAUUUUUCAACAUUUUUCUUGCAAUUGUAUUUUGGUUGUGAGUGCGUUUGGUUGUGUGUUUUUACAUGUUACUUUUACGCUUGCGCGAGGAGUUUACUGACCGCGUAUUAAUAAUUUUCUAAAAAAGGAAUUUUCAAUUCAAUUGGCCAUCUGGUAUUCUGUUAAAUAAUGCAUCAUCACCAUCCACAUAACACCACAUCAGCAGCAGCGGUAUCAAAUUCGACUACAACACAACCACCCACCCAAAGAAGACGUAAAAAACGCCCCAAUUAUGGUACGCGCACGGUAGAGGUACGACGAGGUUACAGUGGUUUUGGUUUUACCAUUUCUGGCCAGCAACCGUGUCGUUUAUCGUGUAUUAUACCAAAUUCGCCGGCCGAUCAGGCAGGCCUAAGGGCUGGUGACUGUUUGAUCUCGGUAAAUGGCUUAAAUGUCUCUAAAUUGCCUCAUGAAACCGUGGUUCAGCUUAUAGGCAACUCGUUUGGUAGUAUACGCAUGCAAAUAGCCGAACAUUAUUACUCGGAUAGUACGGAUGAAGAAAAUGCAGCUUCCGGUUCCCCAGCCAUACCAUCGCUGGGUCCCUAUAGGCCACGUUAUGUCUAUCACAAGACAAAACAGCAACGCAUGAGAAAUUCUCCGAUGAAAAAAUAUGAAAGUCUAUUGCCUUUGCCAAGAACUGCACAACCUUCUAAAAAAUGUCCUAUUAAUACGGUGAAAAAAACCCCGGGGACUGAGGUUAAAGUGUCUGCUGUAAAGCGUCCAUUAAGCGAAGAACUGAAGGCAGCAGUUACAACGCCUAACUUGUCGUCACCAUCCUCUUCUACAGUGGCUAAUGUCAGAGCCAUGGUAAGAGCUAAUUUAACCAGUGCUGCUUUAGAAUAUAGAGCUGUUGUAGGCUACUUGGGUACCAUAGAAAUGCCAAAGCAAAUCUCACACAGCAGUAAACUACAGACGGUACGCUCAUGUAUACGCAAACUAAGACAGGAAAAACGUACGCCCUCCACAGUAUUAAUGGUCAUUUUGCCCGACUGCCUAAAACUACUCUCGAAUACCGGCAAUAUCAUGGCCACGUAUGCAUCGUCGCGUUUGAACUAUGUCAGUUCAUCGUCAGAGAGUGAAAAUCGCUUCUUUGGUUUGGUAACAAGUGCCGUUUACAGCUCGCCACCAGAAGAAAAUGAUGAUGAAGAAGAUCCCUUAAACGUCGCUUCACAUUCCGCCACCACCGAUCAUAUCAGCAUAUCGAAUUCGUGUCAUGUGUUUGUGGUCGAUACUAAACUAUGCGACCAUGCUCAACACGUAGCCAAAGCCCAGGAAUUUCGUAUUGAAUGUACCAAAGAUCCUAUAUCGAGUUUAUGUCUAGAAUUUCCCAACAACUCGGAAUAUGUUGUGAAUCUUAUUAGAAGCAUGUAUACCAUGCGUAUAAUACCUCCGGCCACUCAACGUUCGAUGUCAGAUGACCCCAAUCUACAUGCUGGCGGUCGUCAUAAUGUCAACGCCCAUUCACCACAACCUAGUAAUCAUAGCGAGAUUUCGACCACAACAUCGAACUCUGAUUCGGGCAUAGGAUAUAAUAACGACUGUACAAAUAUAACGGACCGCAUAGUUGUUGUAGAUUUUCCCCAACAAAGAAGCCAGACAGUACAUGCCGCCUUAAAUGUCGGACAGAGACCUCAUAACAUAUGCCAACAAGAUAUACAAGAAGAUAUAGCCUCUACUUCAUUAGCGGCCAAUAAGCGCUUAACGGUUAGAGCCAUGCCCGAUCCUAAAAUUCCCUAUAAUCUGAAUAGUCCAGUUAGAUGCUUAAUAACUUCGCGAUCAUGUGAUGAUGUUUUAAAUCUCUUGGAACAAGAAUCAGAAAAUUAUGAUAACGACCAACAAGCGCUAACGUCAUUGCCCCAGCAAUGUUAUGCCUCCAUGGAUGAUAUUUCCUUACACCCAUCCUCCCAGCCAGCGGAAGAAGAGGAUCAUCAGUUUUUGAAGCCGCAUAAAAAAACGGAAAAAUCCAAUGACUCGCAAAUAUUAACAACAGAGGAAACUUCUCAAGAAUUGCCCAACACUAUUGAGGAGAAGAAAAAUCAAUUAAAACUACAAUUUGAUGCUUGGAAUAGUUUACAGGACUUAUCGUGUCAAUCGGCCGAAAUCGUAGAUUCUUCUCCCGAUAAACUGGCCAGUACGCCAGAUUUAUCGAAAAUUGAUGUGAACUUGUCAAACUCUCCCUUCGAAAGAGGCUGGUGGAUACAAACGUCGUUACGAACACCCCGAGCAGACAAACAUACACUACAAUUCUCUCUAACGCCCGAAACAAAAAUUAAGACUCGUCCGGAAAUCUACCAAAUGCCCUCGGUUUGUAGAUCGGGUUCUUUAACAAAUAGUGACAUAGACAGAAAUUCUCUAAACUAUCGAACGUCUUCAAACGACUUGACAAAACCUCUACCCAAAGGACCCACAGCCUGGGGUACAUCAAUAGAAGUAUUACUAGCCGAUCCGGCGGGCAUAAAAUCAUUUGCUGAAUUCUUAAAACUCGAAUAUGCGGCGGAAAAUAUUUACUUUUGGACCGCCUGUGAACGAUUUAGAAAUAUUGAGAAUCCCGACGAAAGACAGGCAGAAGCUUUAAUUAUCUACACCAAACAUUUGUCAAACGGUUCACUCGAGCCAGUUAAUGUUGAUUCGAGAGCCCGCAGCCUGGUGGAACAGAAUUUAGGCAAUGCCGAAAAAGAUUUAUUCCAGCCGGCCCAGAAACAAAUUUUCAAUUUAAUGAAAUUUGAUUGUUAUCAACGUUUCUUAAAGUCUGAGUUGUAUAAGCAAUGUUUACUGGCUGAGAAAAAAGGGAAACCUUUGCCCUAUACAGGUGAGAAUUUAGAUGAACUCCUUAAAACGACAAAUUUUUCCGAAAGUGCCUCAUCAAAGUUAAAGAAAUCGGCAAGCAACGCCGAAGAGGGGCGCCGACGUAGAAGUCUACUACCUUGGCACAGAAAAGCCAAUCAUGCCAGAAGUAAAUCAAGAGAUAGAAUAGCGAUAGAAAAAACCAACAAUGAAAACGCCCCAACAAAUGCUGCCAUUCCAUCCACAAAAUCGCAACUGCUUACUGUAAAUUAUCAAAUUAAGCCAUCGGUGUCGAUACAUGGUUCUAAAACAUCAUUGGCCUCUUUCGAGGCCAUAACCGAAAGUGAAUUAAAUUCAAACUUUUGCCGCGUUAAAUUUCCCGAUGGUGCCACCACGGUGACACAAUUGAAGCCAGAGGAAACAGUGGCUCAACUGGUGGAAAGACUUUUUGAAAAGAGAAAUAUAAAAUAUCAAUUCUAUGAUGUUUCUAUUACAGGACCGCCUUUAAAAAACGUAGAACUGCAAUCUUCAGCCCAAGAACUGUCUCGAAAAGAGAUUGAAAUCGAACAACGUGUGGCCUUUAAAUUAGACUUGCCUACACCCAAGGUUAUAUCGGUAAAAAGUAAACCCAAAAAACAAUUGUACGAGGUAGUUAGACCCAUCUUACAAAGAUACAACAUCAAUCCCGAGGUGGUGGACGUGGUAAUGAGAGAUACACAAGAGAAGGUCGAUUUAACCCUGUUAGUGACUCACGUCGACAAUCAACGUUUGCAGGUGGUGCUAAAGAAAGCCUAUCCACCACUACCACAGGCCACGCAGACUAAAAAACCUUAUUGUCAAUCCAAAAACUCUAUAGUAAAUGGUUUGCAAACUGCACAGUCAACAUUGGACGAAAUUACCAAUAAAGUUUUUAGUGACUUAAUGGAUGUUAAAAACCAGGACGCUGUUGCCAAACCAGUCAAGUACGAUCAAUGUUCUUUAAAAUCUGAGGAAUGUGCCUCGGAAUCUUCUUCAUUCAUUAAACGUCUACGUAAUGGCAAGAAAAAUGAUGACCAAACAGGAAUGAGUCAAAUAAAAUCGAAGAAAUCUCUAUGUGGCACAGGAGCAGUAGCAGCGGAAUCAAAACUAGCUAUUAAGGAAAAAAUAAAAGCUGGCGUUAAACAGCAGUUUCCUUUAAAAGUUGCAGAGAGACAAGAUGAUUUGUUGGAGGAUUUAAAACGGGCUCAGCUAGCACGCCUAGAAGAUCAACGUGGAACGGAAAUUAAUUUUGAAUUACCAGAAUUUCUUAAGAACACAGACAAUUUAAACAGUUCGUCAUCGAGUUCCAAUAACAAUAAUAACAUAACCAAUGAGAACUCAUUGAACACUACACCUGUGGAAAGGCCACCUCAGCCAGCACCACGACUUUCCAUAAUAAAUCCCAACAAAUCUAAGCCCUCCAUAUCGCCCAUGAAAAUUGAAGAAGAUCAAAAUUCGGCCGAAGAUUUUGAGGAUAUAAAUUCAUCAUUAAAGGGACCACCACCAUUGCCCCCAAAACCCAAGGUACUACCCAUAAAACCAUCAAACUGGGGUGUAAACAUAAGCCAACUCACUAAAACGUCGCCAUUGCCAACACCCACAAUUUGCAUUAACAAACUAACGAACGCCAAUGUAGCUGCCAUAUCAACAAAUAAUGUAAUAGUCUCUCCCAGUGCCCGUUGUGCCUAUUUGGAUCAACCCAGCAGCAGUUUUGUUUAAAAUUAUGUUUAAAAUUAAUGUGUGUGUAUAACUAACUAUUGUAUGUUUAUAGCAUAUUUUAUUUAAAUUUAUUUUUUAUAUUAUACACCAUUUUUAAAUGCAUUUUAUUAAUGUCCAUAAUAUGUAUUUCUGUGUAAAUAUUUAUUGUAAUCUCUUCUCAUUUUUUAAUGUAACCUUUAUUAGUGUAUUUCACUAUAUUAUAACAUAUUUUUUAUAAAUAUUUUUAAAAUAUUCAUGCGUAUUUUAGUUGUAAGGAAAUUAAACAAAAUUUCUGUAAUUUUAUUUAAAAAAUAAAUUUUGAUAAAGUAUUAACCAAUUUAAAAUUAAA